GAGAGCGGGUCGUCUUACUUCUGAGCGGUUACUCUAUAUCUCCAAGCGACAAAAGAGAGAAUUAAAAAUGGGUGAAGUUGAGAAAGGCAAGAAGAUUUUUGUUCAGAAGUGUGCCCAGUGCCACACUGUGGAAAAGGGAGGCAAGCACAAGACUGGCCCAAAUCUCCAUGGUCUAUUUGGGCGGAAGACAGGUCAGGCCCCUGGAUUCUCUUACACAGAUGCCAACAAGAACAAAGGCAUCACCUGGGGAGAAGACACGCUGAUGGAGUAUUUGGAGAAUCUCAAGAAGUACAUCCCUGGAACAAAAAUGAUCUUCGCUGGCAAGACAAAAGACAUAAAAAAAGGAAAACUACAGACCAAUGCCUUUGAUAUAGAAGCAAAAAUUCUCAACAAGAUACUAGCAAUUGUACCCAAGAACACAUUGAAAAGAUUAUACACCAGGCCCAGCCUGCUCAAGUCUCCACUGCCGCUAUAG
Tupaia belangeri chinensis (Chinese tree shrew) is the source of this 475-nucleotide messenger RNA. Its product is annotated as cytochrome c-like. Gene Ontology annotation, molecular function: heme binding; electron transfer activity. The record is from RefSeq and is a predicted model, not a curated record. Lineage: Eukaryota; Metazoa; Chordata; Mammalia; Scandentia; Tupaiidae. The transcript has 2 exons. Bases 68 to 475 code for a protein of 135 amino acids.